GAACACCAUAUCAGCCAUCAAUUGAAAUGAUUAGUCAAUAUUGACUGCAAAUGUGUUGACUAAACAAAAUUUAUGACUUUUUUCCACUAUUUUUCAAUAUAUUUAACUAUAAAUUAUUUUUUAGAAAACUAUAAAUCAAUUAUAAAUUAAUUUGAUUAUAAUUGACACAUAAAAUGCAUUGAAUUUUUUGGGGACACAAUUAAAUUGAAUUAAAUUAAAUGAUUGACUAAAUUGAUUGUAUUAUUGCAAUACAUGUGUUGUGACAUCAAUAACAACAACAAUAUAUUUGACUGAUUUGUAGACAACAACACAAACUGGUGUUUGUAUUAAUUGAUUGAUAUUUGAAUUAUUAUUAUUAUUAAGACAUCGAUAGUAAUCAACACUUGAAUCAGAUUAAUGUCCGGCAAUUUGUCUGCAAAUGACUGCACCGACAGUCACACCAGUGAUGGACAAAGAUAUGGUAUACACACAUCACCGGCACUACCGGUGCGGACAUUAAAUAUGUUUAAAUUAUUUAUACUAUCACUUGUGGUGUUGAGUGGUGUUGACUGUCUGUAUGAAGAUCAGGUCCAUAAGUUUGAUUGGAGAUCAAGAUAUGUCGGUCAUCUCAAAGAUCUGUCACUCAUUAAGUCAUCGACAGAUAAUUUAUGGCAAACACACCAAUCAGUCAUCUUAUCGACCAAAAGUCAAGUCCUGACCUCACUUUACAUACGCAACGGAACCAUUCAAUGGAGACAUCUCUUAGAGUCGGAAAUUGAUCUCUUUGUGAGCACCGGUGCCCGCGAUUGUCCUCUAUUUACCAUUAAUGGCGGUGGCGUUUGGCUCAGAUGCUGGAGUCUCGACGGCGUUAUUAUAUCGGAGAAAAGUUUGUCAACCGAUUUCAUUGAAGAAAUUGAAAGCUCUGAAGAAAAUUUCCGACUCUUCUUCAGCUUAAGUAGCGAUUUAUCACAGAUAAUGGUCGCGAAGUUUAAUCAGAAACAACAUUCACUUGAAUUAUAUAAUUUUGAUUUAAAAAGUCAUUCACUGAAGACAUCAUCGACUCCUAUAUCUAUCGGCAAUUGGUUUACCGAAAGAACUUCCUGUGCUUUUAUGUCAUCAAAAUACCUGAUUUGUGUCGAUGAUAGGGAUUUAGUAUUACAAUACUUAAUAGUUGGUGAAUCCAAAGCUUUCAAUGGUGUCCCACUUUCUUCUUUUGGUUUAAAUGCUAACACUAAACCAAAAUAUCUAAGACUUCAAACACUUCCCCAUCAAGAGGAAGAAGAAAAACCUUAUUUUGGUUUGGAUUUAGGUGGCGAUGGUUUUGUUGUUCUUCGUAUUAAUCAAAAACAGAUUGAAUUAAUUAAAGUAUUGGCUAAAGUGUCAGCAAUAACACUGACACCUGUUAUCGAUACUAAUCGAUUGGCCUUAUGUUCACUGGCGACCAAAGCCAAUCCCAUAAUACCUGAGGAUGCACUGGAAAGUCCUACACUGACCACUGGAAUGAAAAUAGUUUCGUUUGAUUUAGAGACCGGUUCUGAAGUGUCAGCCCUUUCGGGUCAGUUUGUACUCAAUGGUCACAUAAUUAUCGAUAAGUUUGAUAUCAUUCCUAUUAUUAGAAGUGAUAAUAAAUAUAUCUACAAAAUAUUGAUUAAUACUGAAGACUCUACUCUAAUAAUUACGAAUUUCUUGGGCAGAACUUCCUGGCGUAGGGAAGAAGCACUCAGUCGUAUCAGUAGUGCUGAGUUCAUGGACUUACCGUUAAGUGAAUUGGAUGCUAAAAUUGAGCAGACAUUUACAUUUGACGGCACAAACAUUUUAUCACAGUUUUUACACCGAAUCUCUACUCAAGUGAAUCAAUUGCAGACAUUCACUGCCAAUUUAGCCAAGCAAUUGGUUCAAACAUUUGCUCAGCGCCCGGUGCGACGUAAGGUGGAUGAUAACAAUGAUGAAGAACUUAGUGAUGGUAAUACCGAUCCGGCUGUAAUCAAAGACAAUGACAAUAACGAGCCAUUAGUUAGAGAUAAGUUUGGUCUUCACAAAGUGAUUAUUGCUUUGGCAGAGAAUGGCAAACUAUUCGGUAUUGACUCGACUACCGGUGCUGUUAUUUGGUCUCUAUAUGAGCCUUAUUUAAAGCAUGAGUUGAAUGCGAAAAACAAAUUACCGAUUUUGGUACAAAGGACGACCGCUCAUUACCCGUUUCCGGCCCAAUGUUCUGUAAUCAAUAAAAAUGGAUAUAUUUUUUCAUUUAAUCCCAUCACCGGUGAAACAAUAGAACGGAUCAAAUUGGAAGUGGGGGUCACACAGACUAUGCUAUUGAGUCAUACGGAUAGUAAUUAUUUGAAACCAAUACUCAUAUUAGACGAUAAUCUCAAACCAAUCAUUUAUCCCUCAUCAGCGAAGUCAUUGUUUCUGACAAAUAAAGAUAUUUAUUUUAUGCUUAUUUCAUACAAUAGUGGCUCUCUUAGAGGAUUAUCAUUUGCAGACUCAACUGAUACUGAGUUAAAUGCAAAACAAAUGUGGAGUAUUGACUUACCCACUCCUUUCAAUAGUCUUCAAGUUGUGUUUAAGCGCUAUGGAGAACAUGUCCACUCACAGGGACGGGUUAAAGGGGAUAGGAAUGUCCUCUAUAAGUAUUUGAAUCCUAAUUUAGUUGCAAUUGUCGGCGAAUCUAUUGAUAGUCAAGAGAAAACAUUUGUUGUCUUUUAUUUGGUGGAUGCUAUCACUGGCUCUGUUAUCCACACAACUGUCCAUAAACGGGCCAAACAACCCAUACAUAUCGUUCAUUCAGAGAAUUGGGUUAUUUACUCGUUUUACAACGAAAAGUCGAGACGAACAGAGAUAUCAUCGGUCGAGUUGUAUGAAGGGUUAUAUCAAAGUAAUUCAAGUGCUUUUUCAUCGCUGACCCGCAACCCACUGCUGCCGUCACAUGUCGAAGAAAACACAUUUAUAUUUCCCACUGGUAUUGAUGUUAUGGCUGAUACCGUCACAGAAAGGGGUAUUACUAGUAAACACAUAUUAAUAUUUCUACCAUCUGGAGGAUUACUAGAGCUGCCGAAGGCCUUUAUUGAUCCGCGCCGACCAUUAAAACCAACUCCCGAACACAUGGAAGAAGGACUUAUACCAUACAUUCCAGAGUUGCCGAUUCCAGCCGAAGGAAUCAUUAAUUACAAUAAGACACUGACAGCCAUUCGUGGCAUUCAGACUUCGCCAACUGGUCUUGAGUCGACAUGUCUUGUGUUUGCUUAUGGAUUAGAUUUAUUUUACACUCGAGUGACUCCAUCGAAGACAUUCGAUGUACUUAAAGAUGAUUUUGAUUUUAUAUUGAUAUCAGUUGUAUUGAUUGCAUUGAUAGCGUUUUCAUACGCCACCAAAUGGUUGGCAUCACGUAAAGCACUUAACGCCUCCUGGAAAUAGACUUAUUAAUAGUUUA
Oppia nitens is the source of this 3409-nucleotide messenger RNA. RefSeq names its product ER membrane protein complex subunit 1-like (gene EMC1). Gene Ontology annotation, cellular component: EMC complex. Gene Ontology annotation, biological process: protein folding in endoplasmic reticulum. The record is from RefSeq and is a predicted model, not a curated record. NCBI's taxonomy places the organism in Eukaryota, Metazoa, Arthropoda, Arachnida, Sarcoptiformes, Oppiidae. The transcript is spliced from 6 exons. Bases 397 to 3393 code for a protein of 998 amino acids.